Messenger RNA from Phaeodactylum tricornutum CCAP 1055/1, 1803 nucleotides. RefSeq lists its product with no specific name. Gene Ontology annotation, molecular function: protein binding. The transcript has 8 exons. NCBI's taxonomy places the organism in Eukaryota, Bacillariophyta, Bacillariophyceae, Surirellales, Neidiaceae. The annotation marks the transcript as partial. The record is from RefSeq and is a predicted model, not a curated record.
UUGGGACAUGUGCAGAAGAUCGAUUUGUCUUACAAUCAUCUGGUAGGAUCUCUACCUGCGGCAUUGGACGGCAUUUCGGCAGCGAUAAGCUUGGAGGUUUUGCACCUAACUAAUCUUGGUUUGCGUGGGCCUCUUCCGGAGGAGCUGUUGCGAUUGACAAAUUUGCGAUCACUCCUUGCGAAUUUCAACCACUUUACGGGUACUCUGCCUCAAGCAAUUGGAGACUUGACGGGAUUGCAGGAGUUGCUCCUCUACGAAAACGAUUUGACUGGCGCAAUUCCAUCUACUCUUGGUAAUCUUAUUCAUUUGCAGACGUUGAAUUUAGCUCAGAACGCGCUCGGCGGUGAAAUUCCAGUCGAGUUGGACAGUAUCGUUUCAUCAAACAUUCGAAGAUUGUCAUUGGCGUCGAAUCAGCUUGAAGGCGCUGUACCGGAAAGUCUUUUUCAGAUGAAGGUGCUGGAAGACCUCGAUCUUUCGCACAAUAAGUUUAGCGGUAUUCUAUCUUCGAGUAUUGGACUCCUAACAAACUUGAAACGUCUCAAGAUCUCCGGCAACUCGUUGACCGGAGCGUUGCCGACAGAGCUUGGAAGUCUGUCGGAUCUCAUCGAAAUUGCUGCAGCUGAAAAUUCAUUUUCGGGAGAGCUUCCCACCUCGCUUGGCAAUCUCUCGCUCCUGCAAAUCUUGUCAAUCCGUCAGACCGCGAGUGUCGGCGACCUUACAGGUACAUUGCCCUCGUUUUCCGGGCUUGAGCAUGAGCUUCGUCUGACGGACAAUGACCUGACCGGGCCCUUUCCGCCAGAGAUUCUGCAAUUAUCAAACUUACGGCAACUCUUUUUAAAUUUUAACGCGAUUGAAGGGCCUUUGCCGAUUGAGAUUUCGUUGAUGAAUAACCUUGAGGACCUCUUUCUACUCAAUAAUAGGUUUUCUGGUCAGCUCCCCGCCAGCAUUGGUUCUCUUUCUAGUCUGAAGAGAUUGGCUUUAUCAGAUAACAAUUUUGAGGGAAGAUGCCUCGCUUCCAGUCUCAAAUUGUUGCAUUUAGUCGGCAACGAAUUGGGUGGUGUAUGGCCGACUGAAAUUACCGCUCUCAAAAGUCUUCAAAUACUGUACCUAUCUGAGAAUGAUAUUGGAGGUGCUUUGCCUGCAGCGCUAGCAGAAUUGUCAGAUCUAGAAGUCUUUGCUUGUGUUGAAUGCGGCUUAAAAGGAACGCUCCCUACUUCAGUUGUGUCGCUCAAAAAAUUGGAGUACCUGAACCUUUCCAGAAAUUCCUUUUCGGGGCCUCUUCCGCUGGAGCUAGAAUCCUUGCUGUCACUGAAAGAGCUCGAGUUGGCCUCUCUCGGAUUGACGGGAUCUCUACCGGAAGAUUUUUUUAAGUUGGAAUCUUUGGAAAGACUAGUCCUUGAUCACAACAACUUGUCAGGCGAAGUCUCCAGGUCAAUAGGUGAUCUUUCCAGUCUGGAGGAGCUCUACCUCGGCAAUAACGGAUUUUCUGGACCGAUACCAGAUAUGUUUGGUUCGAUCUCCCGUUUGCGUGUUCUUUCCAUCGGCGGAAACAAGUGGACGGGCGAGAUUCCGACCGAAUUGUACUCGCUGACCGCGCUGGAAUUCCUCGACAUCGCUCAAUGUGGAUUUACGGGCACUUUGUCGCCUUCCAUAGAAAACUUAUCCAAUUUGAAAGCAUUUGUUGCUUCUCACAAUGAUUUGAGCGGACUCAUCCCAGACUCAAUUGCGAGCUUGACUGUUCUUCGCAACCUUCUACUGUCAGAGAACAACUUUUUUGGGCCCCUAGCUCCGCUUGAAAGCUUA